UUUCCGUUCCUUUCAAUUCCCAUUUUGGCUUUGAGAGUUUUAACCGCCAUCUUUUUGUUGGGGUUUAUCCUUUGAGAGGUAAUAGAGAAAUGGCGAUGGGUUUCCUUCAGUACUACGGCUGCUCAGUUCCCCUGGCUCGGGCUUUGCGCUCUCGCACUUUUACAAGCGCCUCUCUCACAGUACCCUUACCCUCACUCAAGAAGGCUUCUCAAAUGGAGUCGCGCCUCCUCCUUGGUUUGUCUGAGGAACAACUUCAGCAACUUGCCCUCGACUUUGGUCAGAAAAGUUUUAGAGGUAAACAACUCUAUCAUCUCCUCUACAAGAGAAAGCUCAAGGACAUUCACGAAUUUAGUCAGCUGCCGUUGGAAUUCAGAAAGGAUUUAGAGGAAGCAGGAUGGAGGGUUGGGAGGUCUCCAAUUCAUAAAGCAGUUACUGCAGCUGAUGGGACCAUCAAGUUGUUAAUUAAACUCAAGGACAACCGAUUGGUCGAGACUGUUGGAAUUCCAGUUAAAGACAAAGAUGGUUCAUUUCGUUUGACAGCAUGUGUUUCAUCUCAGGUGGGCUGCCCGUUGCGCUGUUCGUUCUGUGCAACUGGCAAGGGAGGAUUCUCAAGGAACCUUAAGAGCCAUGAAAUUGUUGAGCAGGUCUUGGCCAUAGAAGACCUAUUCAAGCAGAGAGUGACAAAUGUUGUGUUUAUGGGUAUGGGUGAGCCAAUGUUGAACAUGAAAGAAGUCCUUGAAGCACAUUGUUGCCUAAAUAAGGAUAUUCUGAUUGGGCAAAGGAUGAUUACGAUUUCAACGGUGGGAGUUCCAAACACCAUAAAGAAGCUUGCAUCUUACAAACUUCAGUCUACACUGGCGCUCAGCUUACAUGCUCCAAAUCAGAAUCUUCGGGAAAAGAUUGUACCAAGUGCAAAGUCCUACCCUUUGAAUGCAAUCAUGAAGGAUUGCAGGGACUACUUCCUGGAAACUAGAAGAAGGGUUUCCUUUGAAUAUACACUUCUAGCCGGAGUGAACGAUUCGGUCGAGCAUGCAAUUGAACUGGCAGAAUUGCUUCAUGAAUGGGGUCGUGGUCAUCAUGUUAACUUAAUACCAUUCAAUCCAAUAGAUGGUUCGGAGUAUAAGCGUCCAUCCAGGAAAUCUGUUCUUGCAUUUGCCUCUGCUCUUGAAUCUCGUAAAGUAACUGCUAGUACACGUCAAACAAGGGGACUUGAUGCAAGUGCUGCUUGUGGACAGUUGAGAAAUGAGUUUCAGAAGAGUCCUUUGCUUACUGAAAGUAUAAAUCAGGAAUCUCAUUCUGAAGUUAGCACUUGCAUCUUGAUAUCGUAAAAGUUCUCCAAGCCUUGCUGAAAAUACUCCACUUGUGUGCUUAACCGUGUAAAGCAGCGCUUGACAGCUUCUUAAGAACAGGUCUUGUUUGGUAAAAGCUGCUUUAAGAUGAAACAGUCCCAAGAGUGGUUACAUGAAGGUGGUCUCGUGUGCAGGGCUUGCAAUCUUGGUGAAAUUAUCGGACUUGUUUUUGUAGGAGGAUGAUUGAUGUCCUCACUUAAGUCCUUGAAUUCGUCUUUUAUCCAAGCAUGCUCAACAUAGAUUCUUUUAUAGCAAAUGCCCUACUAAAACAUACUCCCUCUAUUUCAAUUUAUGUGAACUUAUUUCUUUUUUAA
Messenger RNA from Lycium barbarum (goji berry), 1663 nucleotides. RefSeq lists its product as uncharacterized. NCBI's taxonomy places the organism in Eukaryota, Viridiplantae, Streptophyta, Magnoliopsida, Solanales, Solanaceae. The record is from RefSeq and is a predicted model, not a curated record. Gene Ontology annotation, biological process: tRNA methylation; rRNA base methylation. Gene Ontology annotation, molecular function: RNA methyltransferase activity; iron-sulfur cluster binding. The transcript is spliced from 10 exons. The coding region runs from base 90 to 1328 and encodes 412 amino acids.